AUGAUAUCGGGUGAGAAAAGCAUUUAUCACCCGAAAGAUGCUAUAAUGGCUGGUCUUUCUGGUGCAGGAAUGGCAGGUGCAGCCGGAGCCAUGAUAGCCGGUGUCCAAAAUUCGCUGAGUAAAAGCAACGUGGGGGCUUGGGGAAUAGUUUCAAGAUUUGGAGGCACCAUGGCAUUAUUCACUGCUGUGGGAGCUAGUUACGAGUUUGUGACAACUGCCUCCGCGAACCUACGUGAACAGGAUGAUAGUCUGAAUCCAGUACUAGGUGGUUUUGUUUCAGGCUCUUUGAUAGGAUUAAAAGCUGGAACAACACCAGCGGUACUUGGUUACGGAGCAGUGGCAGCAGUUCUCAUGGGUGCUUUCGACUAUACUGGUGGUCGCCUAACUGGACCUCGUCGAGACCCAGAAUUAGACGAAUUUGAACGAAAGCAGAUCAUAAGGAAGCAUCUUCCUCGCCCGAUUGAAGCGACUAUAGCAGAGAUAGGAGAAGGACGUGGAAUAUACGCCCCUGGUUAUGAAGAACGAAGGAGAGCAAGGCUCAAGGAAAAGUAUGGUAUAGAAGUACCUGUAAAGUCUUAA
This is a messenger RNA of Blumeria graminis f. sp. triticale, 579 nucleotides long. NCBI's taxonomy places the organism in Eukaryota, Fungi, Ascomycota, Leotiomycetes, Helotiales, Erysiphaceae. The record is from the annotation of a GenBank genome assembly.